Ostertagia ostertagi is the source of this 450-nucleotide messenger RNA. Lineage: Eukaryota; Metazoa; Nematoda; Chromadorea; Rhabditida; Trichostrongylidae. The record is from the annotation of a GenBank genome assembly.
GUUAACCCCAUAACCACUUAUUUGUUUGUCUGUUUGUGUUUUACAUGGCUUACAUUUUUAGAACCAUGCACGGUUCCACAAUCUCUUCGUCUUGAGGCCAUCAGCUGCGAAACAGCAACUGUCUCGUGGCGUCCACCAAAGGUCAACAAUGGAGCCGAGAGUUACGUCAUUCAGUUCACCCAAGAGCCAGCGCCGCAAUUUGCAUAUUGGAACAGGUACAAAGUCGGACAGUCAACCAAGUUUACGCUGACUGAUUUGCUUCCGGAUACCAGAUACAUCCUUUGCGUGUCUGCUGAACACAACUACGGCCUAGCUGCGAUGUCGAAGUCGAUUCGUUUCCGCACAAAACGCUGGUGGGCCGACGACGACAGCACAUGUCUUCAGCUACCUAAUGCAAACCGUCGUUUGUCAAUGGCGAGCGUGAUUUCUUCGUUGAGUGCGCUAAGGUAG